GACCAGUUGUUGCACCACACCACACCACACCACCAAGUAGCUAGCUAGCUUAAUUGCCUACUUAAUGCCUUGCCAUCACCACAAUCUCCCGUACCCAUUCGCUCUCGCAUUCAUCUCUUGCUUAGACCAGCAAGCAAGGCCAAUGGAACUCAUCGGCAUGCAUAAACCGCUUCUCCUCCUCAUCAUCAUGGCGGGGCUCGCCAGCGGCAGCCCACCGCCGGAGCCGGUGGCUUGCACGGGCCGCGGCAACACCGAUUGCACGGUGACCAACACCUACGGCUCCUUCCCGGACCGCACGAUCUGCCGCGCCGCCAACGCCACGUUCCCAACCACCGAAGCCGAGCUCGUCGCCGCCGUGGCCUCAGCCGCGGCCUCCAAACGCAAAGUCAAAGUGGCCACCAAGCACUCCCACAGCUUCCCCAAGCUGGCCUGCCCGGGGGGCCGUUCCGGCACGAUCAUUAGCACGGAGCGGCUCAACCGGACGGUGAGCGUGGACGCUGCCAAGGGGCUCAUGACGGUGGAGUCCGGCAUGGUGCUCCGGGACUUGAUCAAGGCUGCCGCGGCAGCGGGGCUCGCGUUGCCGCACUCGCCGUACUGGUAUGGGAUCACCAUUGGGGGGUUGUUGGCGACGGGGGCUCAUGGGAGUGGGCUUUGGGGGAAGGGGAGUGCUGUGCAUGAGUAUGUUGUUGGGAUGAGGAUCGUGACCCCCGCGCCGGCGAGCGAGGGGUGGGCCGUGGUUAGGGAGCUUGGGGUUGAUCAUCCUGACCUCGACGCCGUUAAGGUCUCCCUCGGCGUCCUCGGCGUCGUCUCCCAGGUCACUCUAGCGUUGCAGCCGAUGUUCAAGCGGUCAGUGACGUUCGAGAAGCGUGAUGACACGGAUUUCGCGGCACAAUCGGCCGUGUGGGGCGGUCUGCACGAGUUCGGCGACAUGGCGUGGCUGCCGCGGCAGGGCAAGGUGAUCUACCGCAAGGACGACCGCAUCCCCGUCUCGACACCGGGGAACGGUCUCAACGACUAUAUCGGCUUUCGCGCCAACCCGACUCUCGCGCUCAUCACCGCCAGGGCCACGGAGGAGCACCUAGAGAAAGAUGGUGAUGACAUCGCCCGAUGCCUGUCGGCACGGGUGCCGGGGGCGUUGUUCGAGCUCCAAGCAUACGGUUUCACCAACGAUGGAUCCUUUUUCACAGGGUACCCCGUGGUUGGGUUCCAGAACCGGAUCCAGGCAUCCGGGACCUGCAUUGGGAGCCGAGAGGAUGGACUGCUAUCCUCCUGCACGUGGGACCCGCGCAUCCGGAGCCCCUUCUUCUAUCAAUCUGGAUUUAGUGUCGCGCUCUCCAAGACACCGGCGUUCAUCGCUGACAUGCAGAAGCUCCGUGACCUGAACCCACGUGCCUUCUGUGGACUUGACGCGAAGCUAGGAAUCCUCCUACGCUACGUCAAGGCGUCAUCGGCAUACCUCGGCAAAUCGGAGGACUCUCUUGAUUUCGACGUCACCUACUAUCGAAGCUACACCGAGGGUGAGACGCGGGCACACUCCGACGUGAUCGACGAGCUUGAGCAGCUAGCAUUCGGAAAGUACGGCGCCGUCCCGCACUGGGGCAAGAACCGCAACUUCGCGUUCACCGGUGCCAUCACCAAGUACCCCAAGGCCGGCGAGUUCUUGAAGGUGAAGGAUCGGUAUGACCCUGAUGGGAUCUUCUCUAGCGAAUGGAGUGACCAGGUUCUCGGCAUCAAAGGGAGCCCCAACGUCGUUGGGAAGGGUUGUGCUAUCGAAGGGCUAUGUGUUUGCUCCGAUGACUCGCACUGUGCGCCGGAGAAGGGAUACUUCUGCAGGCCAGGCUUGGUGUACCAAAAGUCGAGGGUAUGCUCGACCCGCCCUGCCGCCACCACCGACCUCAGGGACGAGCUGUAAAUUAUUAAGCAAGUACAUAACUUAUUGACCGGGUGUGUUUGAAGACGAAGCAACACUGCAUUUCAUAUGUUCCUGCCUGUGUUUAGAUUGCAAAUUAAGUUUAUGAAAAAAAUGUUUGAGUGAUUGUGGUUUUUUGAUCAUUGAUUUGUUCUAUUUACCUAUUUCUGCAGACAGAAUUUAUCUAUGGAUCUUUAUCUGUGUU
This is a messenger RNA of Brachypodium distachyon (stiff brome), 2114 nucleotides long. RefSeq names its product probable L-gulonolactone oxidase 4. Bases 65 to 1912 code for a protein of 615 amino acids. Gene Ontology annotation, cellular component: membrane. Gene Ontology annotation, molecular function: FAD binding; D-arabinono-1,4-lactone oxidase activity. The record is from RefSeq and is a predicted model, not a curated record. Lineage: Eukaryota; Viridiplantae; Streptophyta; Magnoliopsida; Poales; Poaceae. The transcript has 2 exons.